Hypanus sabinus (Atlantic stingray) is the source of this 4551-nucleotide messenger RNA. RefSeq names its product protein LYRIC-like. Gene Ontology annotation, molecular function: transcription coregulator activity. Gene Ontology annotation, biological process: regulation of transcription by RNA polymerase II; negative regulation of apoptotic process; positive regulation of canonical NF-kappaB signal transduction. Lineage: Eukaryota; Metazoa; Chordata; Chondrichthyes; Myliobatiformes; Dasyatidae. The coding region runs from base 294 to 1895 and encodes 533 amino acids. The transcript is spliced from 12 exons. Gene Ontology annotation, cellular component: nucleus. The record is from RefSeq and is a predicted model, not a curated record.
CCCACUAAUUUAGUUAAUCCACAAACACUGACAGCCUAGUCCGCUCCUGCUAUUACUAUGUGCGCUCUGCCAGCCUGCAAUCAAGCUUUAACUUGAAAUGUGUUUUGAACGAUUUGGUCUGCCAUGGCCACCGUCACGUUUACAGUAGCACGCCGAAGUUAAAGCAUUGCAGGAAGAAAAGUUUGUGUCGCCCGUGUGAAAGUGAAGCUUGGCUUUGUGUCGCCUCCCGAGGCUGACGGGGGCUCGCGUUCAAACCUGGAGCACACGGCGGCCCCUGGGCCGGUCCACUCGCCAUGCCGGAGCCGCUCUCUCGCUGGCUGCAGGUGCUGUUCGGAGGCGGUCUCUCGGACCCCGCGAUCGCUCUCAGCCUGCUGGUAGGUGUGGUGCUCCUGGUUGUUGUUGUUUUUGUGCAGGGUCGAGGCCACCAUGCUGCUGCCAGUGCCAGCAAGGCCCUGCCCAUCGACCAGCGUCUGCUGCUGGAGACACCCGCAGCUUCUUGGAAGAAACCGAAACAGCACGAAGAGCCGAAGAAGAAAAAGAGGAAGGAGAAGGCUAAGGAACCAGUGAAUGGGCAUCCUCCAUUUUCCAAUGGCAUACAACUGCCUGUUGUUGAAGAAACUAAAGAUUCACAAGCUGCUGAGAAGAAAUCUUUCAAGGCCAAAAAGAAAAAACAACGAGUUGACGAGAGACCUAAGGAUAAGAAUGUUACAGGAAAUAAAGAAAAAAAUGAGGAAGAAGCUGGAGACUGGGUCACAAAAAUCAGUAAUCGAGAGAAACGUCAACAGAGGAAGGAGCGCCAGAAGAAGAAAUGUGAUGUGACCUGCGUUGCUGAUCCAACUGUUCCUCUUUAUUCUGACGGAAACAGGACUGCAUCAAGAACUGUGAAGGAUUACAGAGGAUCAGAUGAUCAAGAAGAGACCAUUGUGUGGAAGGCCCCGCCUGACUCUGCAAGUGAUGCAGCUUCCAACUGGAAUGAAGCAACCGAUAAGCCCAACGUUUGGCACUUUCCUGGGGGUGGAGACACCGGCACUGUAGGUUGGGGACCCUCGGACAAACCAACAGCUCCCUCAGGUUGGGGAGUAGCAACUAAGGACUUGAGCAGCAGUGGAGCUGACUGGGAGACUGUAGAUUCUGUUGAAAAGGAUAUCUUCUCCAAUAUAGGAACUUGGGACAAUAAGGCAGGUGUGAAAAACCCUCCCGUCACUUUUGGAGCCUUUCCUGAUCCACCUGAAACUAUUACCCAAGAGAAUACUUCAUCUCAAGAUAGCCCAGCCAGAUGUCACUUGAGUGCCUCACUGUCAUCACAUGUAGUUGAUGAAGCAUGGCUUGGAUUAGAUGACCCCUUUGCAGUUGACCUUAACUCAGAUUGGAGUCCACCAACAGAGGAAUGGGGCAACUGGACAGGAGAGGAAAUCUUAAUAGUUCAAGAAGUUGAGAAGGAGAAGCUGAAGAUGUCUGAAGAAGAAGAAGAAAAGUCUCAGAUGAAUCCUGCAAGCAGUGGGAAGUCAAAACGAAAGAAGAGAAAGAAGAAGGGCAAGCAUAUAGAAGAUUCUGCUGGAAGGGAAGUGAUGACAUUGGAGAAACCGGGUUCUAUAUCACAUGAUGAGCCAGGCAAAACACAUCCAGUUACUCCUGGCUUCUCUGAUGUCCAUUUUGUUGUAACGGAGUCAGAAAUAAAGCUCAGAGAUGGUGUACAGAAGAAGAUUCUGGUGGAUGUGGAUCCAGAGGGAAUUCCACAAAGAUCAGGAAUUGAAGUGGAACAGUGUUUGACAGAUAUUGGUCUUACUGAACAAUGGAAUAAUGGAACCAGCACAUCAAGCACUAAAAAAAAUGGAUUCACUUUAGACUGUGCCAAAACAGAGAAGAGGAAAAUGAAAGCCAGAAGAGAAACCUGACACUGCCUUUUUAUUCAUGGAAAUGGUUCAGAUUUUUAAUUCUGAAAUUGUCACCAGUUACUUCUAAAUUAGGCACAGGCAUUGUGCUUGCAGGAAGCAUUGCACUAAGUCCAUAAAAUGAACAAAGGGACAUAGAGUAGGAAACUCUGAUGUAGACAUGGAAGCCACAGAGCAAAAGUUAAAGGAGUUGCUAAUGGCAAGUACUUAUUGUUACAGAAAGGUAACAAGCCACAAAAAGAAUGUAUUUCCCAUGUACUUUGUUACUUUUUUUUCUAUUCUAGUGCCACAUGGAAUGCAAAGUAGCUUUUCCAGUUCCAAGCAGCCUUGUUUUAUGGCAGCAUAAAAGUAGUAGACUAGAUGUUUUUUUAAAAGUUGCAUAUUUAAUUCAAAUCUGUUUCAAACUUUCCUUCUCCUGAUAUACUCAAUUUUGUGUCCUAUUGUGAAAUUGUACUUUACAAAUAACUGUGGCUGCCUAUCUGUGUCUUAAAUCUUAAUCCUGGUUUCUGAGAAAUAGGAUGGAACUGAACAGGUGAUUUCUCACCUCUGUUUUGAGCUGUUGCAUAUGGAUUUGCUUCCACACUGUCAGCUCAUAGCAAUAUAGCACUUCAGGUAUUACUCAGUAACCUUGCUUGUCCAGAUUUAAUAUUUAAAUAAUAUAAUUUUGCAUCUUUUGGGAUGAAAAUGCACUAAAUAAUUUUUGCAAACUGUGCAGGGGAGCAUGCCAUAGAACCCACCCCCUUUUACCUUAAAUCUUUUGUACCAUUUUGUCCAUAGUGCCCAUAAUUUUAAAUUUGUUCCUUCCGUGUUUAGAAGUGUUUCAUAUUAGACAAUUUUAUUUGCAGAAUCUAUGUAAAACAAAGAGAGAAAUAAUCCCAGACAUUAGGAUAGGUCUUAAAAGACUGACUGUCAGAUCAGCCGAUAAUGGUUUCAACUGGACACCACUCAUGGAAGUACUUAUUCUAGUCAGAAGGGAAUUUUAAGUUGAUAUUAGUUAUUGACUGUAGUAGUAUUAAAGGAACACAUUUCUAAGAAAUGUGCCCACUUUAAGACACUUUGCUGUAAAUCCAACCAUGGUUCCUGAAUGAAGGUAAGAAUCACCCAGGUUGGUUACUGGAACCUUUUGAAAUAAUCCACUUGUGUUGCUUUGAAAUGUUACUGUUUCAAAAUGUAAUGUGGUCGUCAUCAUCAUAAAAUACAAGAUUUAGUUAUAGGCACUAAGCUCUACAAUAUAAUGGGCUAAUUGUGGAGUUUGAAAUUUAGUUGGCUCAUGUGAGUUUUAAUUAAUGGUUGUGUUAUUUUCUAAAGCUACCCAGUGUGUUUACCUUAAUGAGUGUUGAUCACUAUUGUUACAAAACAGUGUGAUCUCUUGAGACAUGUAGCCUUCAAGAAAAUAAGCAAAAUUAUUUAAACAGAAGAUGUUUACGGUUUAUUUGCUGUGACCGAAUCACAAUCAAUGAAUUUUUAAGAAGUCAAAGGAAAACCAGCGUAAUUGACCAUAUUGGAGGCAAAGAAACUGGAACAAAUUAUCUUAUGGUAAUAAAUCAGUAUUUGUAACUUCCCUACAUUCUAUAGUGUACAUCAUUUGCUUGCAUUUUCAAUUUUGGCUAUAAACCAAUGUAAAAUAUUGUUAGAAUCUCCAAUUUUAUUUGAAGAAAAAUCAAUCAAAGGGCAAUUUGAAGUCAAGCCAACCUAUUGUUUGAUGUAAGUAGCCUGCUAGUUAAUAUACAACCAAUACCUCCUAAGCCAGUAUCCUUAAAUAUAGUAUUUACUAUUUGCAAAGAGCUAAACUAUCCAGAUUUAUAGAGGUGUUUGCUACAGUUGCUCACCCAUUACAUUUUUUAUCAAUCAGUGAUAACUCAUGCAAGGUCCUGAAUGUUCUAACUGUAUAAAAAUGAUUUAUUUUCCAGCUGUACAAAAGUAUGACUUUUUAUCAGGUCUUGUAGUGGCCAUAUUAGCCUUAAUGUUGACUUAACAGUUUUAUAGGAGGUUUAACAAUUUUCACUAAUUAAGGCAGUAUUUUUGUUUCCCUUUUAUAAAUGAGAAUGUUUCACUUCAUGCCCUCCUGCAGCAAAGGUGGUUCAUAUAGGAAUGUGAUGUAGCAUUUACUGUUAUAGUUUUCAUGUAAUUCUGUGGUUCAUUUCUUUCAAAAAUCUGACUUCCACUUGUUAUGUAAUUGAAGUUUAUGUCUGUUUUGUGUUGGCUCAGUACCUGGCUUUUUUAAAUAAAGAUUUUGAGCUGCAAUUAUAAUUAGCUACAUCAGUUAAUAUUAAAUUGAAUUUCAAAUAUUAACAAUGAUAAGAGUUUUAAAUGGUGUUGUAAAGUGGUGUUUUACUUAAAUGUUGUAUAACCAGAAAAUCCAGUGUAUGGAUUGUUUUUUCUGUUUUCAUUAUUUGUGUAGUAAGGUUGCAUGAAGUAUCUGUAUGUGAAUUGUUUCUUUAUAGCUUGUAAAACUUUAAAAUCUGCAGUAAGUGCCAAUAUACCAGAUGUUCUGGUAGGUUUAAGUAGGAAAGCAAAAUUGUUUGACUAAUGAAUUACCUUUGUCAGUUACUAAAUUACUUGUGAUUUUCAUAUUUGAAUUAUAAUUUUCUGAAGCUUACAAAUUUCCUAUUCAUAAAGCAGUUCUUUGGUCAAAACUGGUCUAGAAAUGAAUUUGUAG